AUGCUCCGUUCUUCCGCAUUGUUUAUCGCUCUAUUCGGAUGCGCCAUAGCUUCCUUUGAUUGGCCAGUUGAUGGGUUUUACCGGUAUUCGGGUGGGCUAGGUACCCCGGGAGGUCCAGGAAAUCCUGGGGGUCCAGGCGGUCUUGGUACCCCGGGAGGUCCAGGUACUCCGGGAGGUCCAGGAAAUCCUGGGGGUCUAGGCGGUCCUGGUAACCCAGGAGGUCCAGGUACUCCGGGAGGUCCUGGAACCCCCGGAGGGCAACCCCAUGGCACCGCUGGAGGAACAUACUACGUGAUCAUAGUUCAGAACGGCCAGAGGGUCAUUGUGAACUGCGCAACGUGCCGCCUGUGCUGUGUCGGACGAAACAUUACCUACUCCGUGGUCACUGAUUCUCCCGUUGUCCCACCCCUCGUCGUUACUGGCACCCCAUCCAUCGUUACUGUAACCCCACCAAGUCCAUCAGUUACCCCAGGUGGUCGUCCAGGAUCAACACCACCAGCAACAUUCCCGCCUGGAUCAGUAUCCACAGUACGGUACACACCAGGGCCAACACCACCAGCUCCAUGGACCUACACAGUACCACCAUAUUCUGGCUACAGAACUAUUCCACCAGUCUACAACCACUAUGAAACUGUUCCUCCAGCUGCCCAAACCACCCCUCAGCCACCAUGUACUCCAAGAACCACCACCACUACCACUACAACUACCACCACUACUGCCCUCCCACCAUGUGUCUACACCCCGGCUCCACCAGCCACAGCUCCCCCAGCCACCGCCACACCCGCAACCCAAACACCACGUACCUACUCAACAACCACCCCUAUUAAAACUACAGUACCACAGCAAUGGACCACCCUACCACCAGGCCCAGAGCCAACCCCGGGACAAGGACCUUCUGGAGAAUGCUGCUACAUCGACCUUCGCAGAAUCCAGGUUACCGUAUCCUGUGGAGUCUCCAUUGGAAAUCAGUGCUGCCAUCAAUCUUGCUCGGGAACCUACCAGCGUCAAAUCAACUUGAACUACUACAUUCUAACACAAAUCUUCCGUAACCUCCCAUCCAGAAUUCAAUGCUCAGAGGCUGUUCGUCUGGGAUUAGUGAGAUCUACAGAGAUUCAAGGAUUUUGUACAUCUAGAGUAAUCCCAGGAGGUCCAGUAAACCAACCAUCGACAGCAUUCCCACCAAACCCGAAUGGACCAGAAGUCCCAGUGACCACAGGAGGUCCCAUUCAUCCUGCCUACCCAAUUGUGCCGACCAGAGGGUACCCACCAACUACAGUAACCCCACCAAACCCAUAUGGACCAAAGGAUGCUUAUAUUACAUCUGACCCAAAACCCAACUCAGGCUCCACACUUGUUGCACCAUUUUUCGCUGUUGUCAUGGCGCUCGCAAUCUGUUUUUGA
Messenger RNA from Caenorhabditis elegans, 1401 nucleotides. It is a transcript of the gene H17B01.2, whose product is annotated as Collagen alpha-5(IV) chain. The transcript has 7 exons. NCBI's taxonomy places the organism in Eukaryota, Metazoa, Nematoda, Chromadorea, Rhabditida, Rhabditidae. Bases 1 to 1401 code for a protein of 466 amino acids. The record is from RefSeq and is marked reviewed.